Molecule: messenger RNA, 2926 nt
Organism: Cladophialophora immunda
Lineage: Eukaryota; Fungi; Ascomycota; Eurotiomycetes; Chaetothyriales; Herpotrichiellaceae
Exons: 1
Coding region: 133-2559 (808 amino acids)
Source: RefSeq, a predicted model, not a curated record
GGUAAGGCAAAAAAAGGCAGCUAUUGGGAACAUAUACCUAAGACUGAAUUCCAUCCUGCCCCGCAAAAUACGUCUUAACAAAGGCAUUCGACUGAACAGGAUACCGUAUACAACGAGCAAACCUUGUCGCAGAUGAACUCUCAGAUCAAAGAACCCUACCUUUCGAAGCCACUCGGACUCGAUGAUCGAUCCAUUCGCUUGCUCGUUGUCCAUCCGCCUUCCACCUCGGACAACGAUGGGGGACCUCUAAAGGCAGAUUUGACGGUGGCCCAACUCGACGAGCAUCCGGUCUUCUCUGCGUUAUCCUACGUCUGGGGAGUGAAGGCCUCCAAGCCUCGGGAUAUCAAAUGUGGAGGUUUCCCAGUCAAUCUGACCGACAAUUGCCAUUCAGCCCUGCAACAUCUGAGGCGACGCCUAGGGUCAUUUACCAUCUGGGUAGAUGCCAUUUGCAUCAAUCAGGAUGACGAAGCCGAGAAAUCAAGACAGAUACGCCUGAUGAGUGCCAUCUACCGAGGCGCGACAGAAGUCUUCAUCUGGCUGGGCGAUGGAAACGAGAGAACCAACAGGGCCAUGUCAUACCUGGAAGCUUAUGGACCGCUCGAGCGUGGCUUCAUGAGACUAGCAAACAAGAAGAGAGACAUUGGAUUCUGGUCGCCAGUUUCCACGCUCUUCUCGCUCUACAUCACCCGCUGGAUGCCGCAUAUGCACCUGCCUCCACCAAAAAGCUACGUCAAGCCAGGGUCGCCAAAAGAGACUUGGUACCGAACUCGGACAACGUCAGGAGUGGUUUUCGCUUCGGCUGAAGAUAUAACUGAGCUCCUGGACAGAGAAUGGAUCAAGCGAAUCUGGACAUACCAGGAACUCAUGCUCGCCAACAAUCCAAUCCUGGUUUGUGGCGACCACGCCAUUUCAUGGUCUGAUCUCGCCAUGAAACUGGCUACUUUUCACUACACGAGAAUCGAGUCAACUUCACCUACCCUGACUGCUUGGAGACGCAUAACACUCACCAGAAAACAUGUACAGGCCCAGCUGGAAUUUUCAGCAGCUUCUCCUAAAAAGGCUGACAAUCAUCCAUUUCUCAGAAUCGACUUGGGAGACUAUCACCAGUUCCUUGAGGUCAUCUCUGGCAUAAAACGUUUUGUUGGAACAGUCUUUACUCUGGUUUCUGCAGUACUCCUUUUCUUCUUCCUCGGCCUCGGCUUGGUCUUCAUGUCUACCAUGGUGUCCUUGCUAGAUGAACUGGGACCAGCAGAACCACCCGACAAAAAAAACGUCACCAAUUUUAGCGGUGGCCAGUGUCAGCAGGAACAUACAGAUACUAAGCACUGUAAGAUCAGCAGCCUAGUUCACUACGCUCGAGGUUGCGGUCUAUUUCUCGCGGGGAUCAGUGGCUUCGCCGCCUUCGUGUUGAUCGACUCCAAGAUUGGAUAUGUUGCGAAGACCCCACCCGGAGACGCAGUGUUGACCAAGGGCCAGAAGGAAGAAGAUUCCAAUCUGCACGAUCUGAUUGACGCUGUUUGUACACGAAACGCCACAGAUCCCAAGGACAAGGCGUUUGGGUUGUACCCAAUUCUAGAGGAACUCCUUCAGCAGAGGCUUCCCAUGCCGGAUUACAGUCUCCCAAUCGGACAAGUCUACCGCGCUCUAACUCUCUACCUCCUCCAAGCCACAGACUCGAUGCUCAUCAUCUUGGUAGCGGCGACGCACAACGUGGCUGGCGAACCAUCAUGGGUAGUGGAUUGGUCGGCAGAAUUUCCACGCUUUUGGUUGAGGCCAUCGCUCAUCACUGGCAAAAGCAAAGAUCUGCAAAAAGUGGCAACGGAUACAGCUAAUGGAAGGCACUGGCGCCCACUCAGUGAAGCAGACGACAAAGUGCUCGUCGUCCAAGGACAAAAGCUGUGGACGGUACGAACAUGCCUCAGUCUCCAAAGAACAGCGAGCUUUUAUCGGGAAACUGACGAUGCGUGUCAUCUUCACAAUCUCCACGUUAUAAUGUGCAUCCUCAAGGAGAGGUCAGCGCAGAUACUCAAAGACCUCCUUAGCGACUCGUGGAACCACCCAGACUUGCCGGACGACAUCGGUCCCCUGAAUCAAGUAGCAUACUGGAAAUUCCUUCGCAGGAAUAUAUCCAAACCAGCCGCGACAAUGCUGCAACUUCUCAAGAAGAGGAAGACAGGGAAAAUGUUUCUGUCCUUCCAUCCAGGGACAGUGUACAAGCGAGGGCACAGGACGUCUAAUGCUGAGAUCUUUCGCACUCAUAUCGCAAUCUGCAAUAGUCUGGUGCGAACAAACAGAAUGUUUUUCUCGGCCGUAGACAUCGACGACGAGGGCGAAAUGGGCGAUAUGAAGAAGUCGAGUAAUAAAAAACGUAAAGGUUGGGGAGUCUGUCUCCAUCGAGUUCAAGUCGGUGAUGAUGUGAUCCUUGUCCAGGGACUCGAAGUACCGAUUGUCGUACGUCGCAACGCUGAAUACCACCACCAACUUAUCAGUCCCGCUGUCGUAUUGCAGGUCCCAAAGAUAGACGAUAAGAGUUCGGAGGACAAAUGGUACAUUUCAUGAAAGGACUUGGACGCCUGGGGGGCUUCGAUGGGAAACUGCUGACGCGUGAGCUGUGUGUGGCGGUGAAAUAGGGGCUAGGGAAAACAGCAAAGCGACGAUUUCUCUGUCAAAUAACUAACUUCUGCGAAUAGGUAUCCUCAAGUACCGGUGAGGCUCCCGUUUAUAAAGGGGGCCCCCUGGGGCCUGAACUAGCUUCUGUGGAUGGGCAUCAGGAUAGGGCUCCAUGUGGCUCACCCAGUGCUCGGGCAUGCUCCCCCGGCACUCCCCCGUACUCUGCCGUGGCUCCCUCGACGCUCUCCCGUGGUCGGCCGGGCGAACCCGAUGCUCCGUUACGUGCCCUAAUUAAAGCGGCUUCGCUCUGUUGCUU